AUGCAAUCGUUCAUUAUUUUUGUCAUCGUUCUUGGUUUUAUUUCUCCUUGUCUAUGUACGAGGUUGAAUGUUGGAACCAAAGGUUCUAAUAAUAGUGUGAUGGAUAAUGGUGCAAUUGGCGAUGGAAAGUCAGAUGAUACACAAGCAUUUGCAACUACAUGGAGUAAUGUGUGCAAAACAGGAGGGAUACUAGUUAUACCGGAAGAAAAAUCAUUCUUGGUGACAAAAUUACACUUUAGCGGUCCUUGCCCUGGCAAAAUUCACAUUCAGUUUGAUGGGCAAAUAGUUGCACCACCUAAAGAAACAUGGAAAUCUGGGGAAAGUUUGAUUUCCAUUGAAAAUUUGAAAGGACUCACAAUUGAUGGCAAUGGCCAAGGAGGAGCCGAUGGAGAUGGUUCAACAUGGUGGCAAUGUAAUGGUUGUCAACGACCUGGGAUCUUUCAUUUUCAUAAUUGCCAAGAUCUUAGUGUUAGUAACAUAAAAAUAACUAAUAGCCCAAGAAAUCAUAUAUCAAUUAAUAAGUGCAGUGGUGCAACAUUUUCUCAUAUAUUCAUUGAUUCUCCUCAAACUAGCCCCAACACCGAUGGCAUUGACAUUUCUUUUUCUAGUAAUAUCUUGAUAGAAGAUUCCAACAUAAAAUCUGGUGAUGAUUGUAUUGCCAUCAACGGUGGAUCCUCUAUUAUAAAUGCUACUAGGGUUACUUGCGGACCAGGACAUGGGAUAAGUGUUGGCAGCCUUGGUAAAGUAAGAGCUGAUGAUCAAGUUUCUGAUGUUUAUGUGCGGAAUUGCACCUUCAUCGGAACUUCAAAUGGAGGAAGAAUCAAGACAACUCCGGGUGGUUCGGGUUAUGCAAAACGUAUUACUUUUGAAGACAUCAUUCUAGAUAAUGUUAAGAACCCAAUAAUUAUAGAUCAACGUUAUAAUAAAUAUUUGGAGCUGGAUACAGAUGUUUCGAUAAGUGAUGUAACAUAUCGAGGAUUUGAUGGAACUUGUGAGGGUAACACGGCUAUUGAUUUAGAUUGUAGUCCCGAUGGUUGUCAUAAUAUUAUAUUGGAUCAAAUCAACAUUGAAUCAAAUCAACCGGGAAAGAAACUUUCAGUUAUUUGUAACAAUGCAUAUGGAACUGCUACAAAUACUAAUCCAACUGUCUCUUGCCUACUUUCUUAA
Molecule: messenger RNA, 1167 nt
Organism: Trifolium pratense (red clover)
Lineage: Eukaryota; Viridiplantae; Streptophyta; Magnoliopsida; Fabales; Fabaceae
Product: probable polygalacturonase At3g15720
Exons: 8
Coding region: 1-1167 (388 amino acids)
Biological process (GO): carbohydrate metabolic process
Molecular function (GO): polygalacturonase activity
Source: RefSeq, a predicted model, not a curated record